Seminavis robusta is the source of this 1050-nucleotide messenger RNA. The record is from the annotation of a GenBank genome assembly. NCBI's taxonomy places the organism in Eukaryota, Bacillariophyta, Bacillariophyceae, Naviculales, Naviculaceae.
AUGAUGGAUCCGCGAAAGAUAUUUGGAAUCAGAGCCAAGGCAUCGAAGAGACCAAAUCACAAGACCUUCGUGGCCGAAGCAGCUUUGAACGCUCGUCAACCCCUGACAACGGUGACAAACAAUCAUGGUUCGACUUUUGUAGUCGUCAAGCCACAAGAAACCAACAAGAUCAAGAGCAAGACUGUCAAGAGCGUUGAUAUCCAGACCAAGACGAAGAAUGCCGACAAUAUUGGUCAAGCCCUCCUUCGACGCCGCUCGAUGGAACAUAUCCCGUGGCUGCUCAAGAAUCAGUCGGCCGUCACGAAGAACGAUCUGCUCGGUAUUUUGUCCUCUAAGGAACGAGCCGAUCAAUUUGGCGAACGCAUUGUCCGAGAGCUCUUUCGCGCGGACGAAAUGGAAGAGAGCCACGUCCUGGAAGCGCUGCAACUGAUUCAAGUGCUUAUGGGGCUCCUCCCUGCGACGAGUAAGUGGCGAUGGCAUUUGAUCGAAUCCUUGGCCCAUUGUGGCGCCAUAGAAGCCAUUCUGACCAAGUUGGAACGCGUCGCAAGCCCCAAACUACAACGACGUUGCCUCGCUGUCUUGGCGCAUUUGAGUGACCAUCCUUCCAUGCCGAGCAAACUAUUCCAUCCAACGAAUUUCGGCGUGACAAUCAAGGUGAAGCCCAUGCUUAGUUUGAUGGUUUUGCUUCGUGGGAAUCAGCAAGAUCCCGUCCUUCUCUCUUGCUGUUGCUACAUUCUGUACAAUUACUGCCUGUACAAUCGCCAAGAGGCGACACGCACGAUUGUUUCCACCCCGAAUUGCCUCGAAUGCUUGGAACGGGCUCACUUUUACGCUGCCACGUACCACCCCAACGCCAUGAUUGUUCAGACGGUCAACGAGAUCUUUCGACGAAUGGCUUUUACAAUGCAAAGCUCCAUGAAGGACAUCAAGAAGGCCAAGUUUGGCAAAGAGGAACAGGAAUGUGAGGUCCACCGAGGCAACCGACCCCGCACAACGACACUGUACGAUAUGGACCGGGUUGACAACGAUAUCAAAUACACUGUAUUGUGA